Diabrotica virgifera virgifera (western corn rootworm) is the source of this 8125-nucleotide messenger RNA. Its product is annotated as zinc finger protein 664-like. Lineage: Eukaryota; Metazoa; Arthropoda; Insecta; Coleoptera; Chrysomelidae. The transcript is spliced from 3 exons. The record is from RefSeq and is a predicted model, not a curated record. Gene Ontology annotation, molecular function: DNA-binding transcription factor activity; RNA polymerase II cis-regulatory region sequence-specific DNA binding. Gene Ontology annotation, biological process: regulation of transcription by RNA polymerase II. The coding region runs from base 331 to 1788 and encodes 485 amino acids.
ACAUAUGACAUGACCAAAACAUGACAUAAAAGCAAUGUCCAUGUCAUAUAAAAAUAAAAUAAAUAUUGAUCCUUUAAUCCUUUUGCCAUUACCAAAUUUUCUAUCUUAAAUCAUAAUAAGAUAAAUUCAACCAAAUGUCUGAAUGUCUCCACCAUACUUGUUCUGACUAACUUGCAUGACCACUGUAACAGUACCUAACUGUAAAAAUUUUUUAGCAAAUUUAGAUUUCUACCUUCAUCUAGUCUAUGCUCCUCGUAGCAUCCUAGUAGAAUCAGGGAAUGGAGGAAUGAAAGUAUUUUAUAAAUUUUCAUUAUAAUUCAUUCAGCUUAUAUGUUAGCUAUGGAAUUUAAAGUUGAAAUUGAGGAACACUUUGUUGAAUAUAGCCAAAAAGAUGCAGAGGGCCAGCCAACCACAUCCAAAGAUCUGGAAAACUGGAAAAAUGAAGUAAAACUAGAAAAUAAUUCGGAAAUGGGACUGAAAGCCGAAAUUAAGGAAGAGUUUCCAGAGGGUUGUCAAGAAUUUAAUAUAGAGAGUCAGCUAUUUACUUCCUCAGAUCUUGAAAACUUGAUUAACAAAACAGAUGAAGAUAACUCAGGUAUUUCUCAGGAUGGUAUGGGAGUCAUGAAAACGGAACUUGCAUGCACUACAGAACAACAAAUGAGUGCAAACAUUGAAGAAACAACAUUAAACAAUUCUAUUUGUGAAUGUAAAAUUUGUUUUAAGCAAUUUGAUCAAGAAGGUUCUUUGAAACGACAUAUGAAAACGCACAACAAAGAAAAGCUUUACAAAUGUGAAAUUUGUUUUAAGCGGUUUAAUCAAGCACAUGCUUUGAAAGGUCAUUUGAGAGUGCAUACUGGAGAAAAGCUUUACAAGUGCCAAAUUUGUAUUAAACAGUUUACUCGAUCAGAUGUUUUGAAAGUACAUUUGAGAGUGCACACUGGAGAAACUCCUUAUAAGUGUGAAAUUUGUUUUAAGCAGUUUAGUCAAACAGCCCAUUUGAAAACACCUUUGAAAGUGCACACUAAACAAAAACCUUACAAGUGUGAAAUUUGUUUUAAACAGUUUACUCGUAAAAUCUUUUUGGAUGGACAUGCGAAAUUUCACACUGGAGAAAAGCCUUACAAGUGCGAAAUUUGUUUUAAGCAAUUUAAUGAAGCAAGCGAUUUGAAACGUCAUUUGAGAGUACACACUGGAGAAACGCCUUAUAAGUGUGAAAUUUGUUUUAAGCAGUUUAGUCAAACAAGUCAUUUGAAAAAACAUUUGAUGUUUCACACUGGAGAAAAGCCUUAUAAGUGUGAAAUUUGUUUUAAAGAGUUUUCUCGGAAAGAUCAUUUGAAAACACAUUUGAGAGUGCAUACUGGAGAAACACCUUACAAGUGUGAAAUUUGUGUUAAGCAAUUUUCUAACAAAAGUCACUUAAAUACACAUUUGAGAUUGCACACUGGGGAAACUCCUUAUAAAUGUGAAAUUUGUUUUAAGCAGUUUUGUCACAAAAUUCAAUUGAGUACACAUUUGAGCGUGCACACUGGAGAAAUGCCUUAUGAGUGUGAAAUCUGUUUGAAGCAAUUUAGCCAAAGAAGUAGUUUGAAAAAACAUUUGAUGUUUCACACUGGAGAAAAGCCUCAUAAGUGUAAAAUUUGUUUUAAGCAAUUUAGUCAAAUAGGUCAUUUGAGAAAACAUUUGAUGUCUCACACUAGAGAAAAGUCUUAUAAGUGUGAAAUUUGUUUUAAACAGUUUACCCAAAGAAGUAAUUUGAAAAAACAUUCAAAAGUUCACACUGGAGCAUAGCUUUACAAGUGUUAAAUUUGUUUUAAACAAGAUAUGGAUUCCGUAUCGUGUAGAUAGAUAGAUAGAUAGAUAGAAUUUAUUCGUCUAGAAAUUUAUAAAAUGUAUACACAUUACAUAGAUUUAUCUGACUAGUCAAAGAAGUAUUAUACAGGGUGUCCCGGAAAAUAGUGCGUUCCUUUAAGGUAUGGAGAGAAUACACAAUUUGGAACAAAAAAGUCCUAUACCAUUUUUUUCUAAAGUUAGCCGUUUCCAAAAAAAAGUUAACAUUGUUUUCCAUAUACCUGUAUUUUAAUGUUUGGAAAUUUUAAUAAACUGGCAACAUCGAACGCACUACGGAAUAAUAACAGAUAAUAAGAACUCGUUUGUGAUUGUGAUUAACAGUAUUUAAAAUAAUCCAACCUAAUAGUAGGUAAUACUUAUGUAUUUACUAUUUGUUUACUAAAAUUAUUUUCUUUUGAAAUGUAUUGAAAUACCUAUUGCAUAAUUUUAAACGAAUUACACAUCUUUUAACAUAAAAACACGUCUUUUAACUAAACUAGUAUUAUGUAUUUAGUAAGGUUUAAAUGGGUUGAAUGCUGAGUACUGCUGAGGGCUUUAACUGAAUUACAUAGUUUUAAUAGUUUACAGUGGAACUUAAAUACACCAGAUAAUGUCUCAGUAAUUUGUUUACUUGUGAACUGAAAUAACUAAGUUGUACUUACUUGAAAAUAAUUAUUAUACCGAAUAGAUGUUUCAAGUAACCUUUCACAAACACCAUUCAUAGGUAAUAACAUAAUAGGUAAUACACUCACUAUUCGAAAACAUUUUCGCAUUGACACUAAACACUAAACAGGAUUCUUUAAAACUAUCUGUUUACUAUGUAUCUUAGUAUCUUCUAUCUAUUUACAUGGGACUGUCUAUGCUUAAAUUUGCGUACCGCACAUAGUUGUCAGAUUUAAAUUUACAUACCAAAAUACAUUUUAAUUUUUUGGUCAAACGGUUGCAUUUAGAAAAAAAUGUUAUAAGAGUUUUUUGUUCUACAUGGUGCCUUCUACCUAUACCUUCAAGGAACGCACUAUUUUCCGGGACACCCUGUAUGUUAUACAAAUGUAAACACAUUAAAAAUUUAGUACAUUAAAAUUUACAUUAAGAAAAAUACAUUACAAGAAACACAUUAAAAAUUUAAAAAUUCCUCAAUACUGUAAAAGGCAUGGCUAACUAGAAACUUUUUUAGAUUCCGUUCAAACGAUUUAAUAGUGUCAAGAUGCAUCUUAUGUGUCACCGACAUGUCACUGAACUUAUUAAAACAUUUAAUCCCAAUGUAUGUAGGAGCAUGCUGUGCAACUCCCAGGCGGGAAAAAGGCUGGUGUAUGUUAUCUUUUAGGCGUGUAUUAUAUGGAUGUAGAUCCACGUUCCUAAGGAAUGUUUGCUCAUGUUUUUUUAUAUACAUUAUUAGUUGUAAAAUAUAUAGGCUUGGAAGAGUCAAGAUGUUAGCUUUUAUAAAUAGUUGCUUGAUGUAGUUGGUGAUACUUUAAACAUAGUUCGUAGUAUUUUUUUGAGAUAUAAAAGCUCUAUUCAUAUAUGGAGAUGAGCCCCUAAAUAUUAAGCAGUACUGAAGGACUGACUGCACCAAGCCAUAGUACAUUAGUUUUAAUAUAUGGAAGGAUACAGUAUCCCUUAUGUUUCUAAUUACAUAACAACGACUACUUAGUGUUGAGUUUACUUUAUCUAUUUGAUCUUCCCAACUUAGCUUUGGAUCUAGCAUCAGUCCUAAAAAUUUUAUUACUUCAGCAUUUUGAAUGGACUUGUGAUCAAUAUAUAGAUAAGGAUCAUAGUCAGGGGCUAUAUUCUUUGGUAAAAAUCUCAUGAAACUGGUUUUUGUUAUAUUUAAUUUAAGGCCAUUGUCUUUGCAAUACUUACUAAAUUCCUGAGAUGCUGUAUUACCCUUGCUAACAAGUUGAUCAAAUUGAUGAUGUAAUAUAAUGAAGCUUGUAUCAUCUGCAUAUUCAAUAAUUUGAUUAGGAAUGGUGCAGACUUGGUUGAUAUCGUUGAUAAAAACAAUAAAGAAGAGAGGGCCAAGAACCGAGCCUUGUGGUACCCCUACAGAAGACUUCAUUGGGUCUGAUAGUGUACCAUCCAAUAUUAUUGUUUGCAAACGAUUUGACAAAUAUGAUCUUACCCAGUCAUGUGGUAUACCUCGAACUCCCAUGCCUUCCAUCUUCAUCAGAAGCAGCCUGUGAUCCACCAUGUCGAAAGCACAACUGAGAUCAUAAAAAAGACCCAAUGUGUUCUGUUUUUCAUUUAGAGCUUCAUAGAUACGGUUAAGACAGUCAUCAACAGCGCUUACAAUAGAUUUUCCUUUCCUGAAUCCAUUUUGGACAUCUGGCAGUAAAUGAAAUGCUUCUAGAUAGCUUGUUAGUCUUUCACAGAACGCCAGUUCAAACAACUUUGCAAUCUUACUGGGUAUACAAAUCAAACGGUAAUUCUCAAUAUUACUUGCAGAACCUUUAUUUUAAAAAAUUUUAAAUCCCUUGGAUUCCUUUAUAUUGGGAAAUUGGCCUGUCAUAAAAGAUUCGUUGAUUAAAUGUGACAAGGGUUCACAUAUGUGACUGGCAACAUAACCUUACCAUUGAUUUCAUCUAAACCUUCAGCAUGUUUAGAUGUGGUCUUACUUAUAAGUGACAUUACUUCUUCAGGUGUAGUUGGAGAAAGAAAGAAAGUCUUGGAAAAUUGAUCAAUUUUCAUGAGAUAAUUUGGAGUUGAGUGAUUAUUAUUUUUAUUGAUGAAAUAGUUAUUUAUUAUCUUGGCUUUAUCUUUAGUUUUUAUGUUUUCAUUGUCAUUUAUUUUAAUUAUAUUUGCUAAUGUGGGUUUAUUUCUAUUUUGAUUAUUAUUGAUGAUUUUUCAACUUUCUUUUAUCAUGUUUUUGCUAUUUUCAAUACUUGCAUUAUUUCUUUGUUUUAAAAACUGUUGUCUGAUUUGUUGAUAUUGCUUUUUAAAAGUAUUAUAUCGUUCUGUAUAAAACCGACUAUUUAACCUUUUGCGUAAUAUGUUCAUUUCGCACAGCAUAUUAUGCAUUUCUUUGAUGUGCUUAGGAAACUUAUUUUUGUUAUACAAUUUGGCUGGGUUUUGUAUUUUAGGAAAAACUGUUGUAAUGAUAUGCAGGGUGUCCCAAAAGUAGUGGAACGGUCGAAUAUUUCGUAUCGGAUCGAAAAACCGAAAAAUACGUUUUCAAUCAUUUUCAAAAAUCUAUCCAAUGACACCAAACACCAACCCCCACUACACCCCCUGGAGGUGGGGUGGAGGGUAACUUUAAAAUCUGAAAUGGAAACCCCUAGUUUUUCUUGCAGAUUUGGAUUCGUUACGUAAAAGUAAGCAACUAUUAUCCAAGACAUUUUUUCGAACUGUGGAUAGAUGGCGCUAUAAUUGAGAAAAACGAUUUAUCCUGAUACCAUAGGUAAAUUAUAGAAACGGUGUAAUAUCUCGAAAAAUACAAUUCCAAAUGAGAAACCAAAAAAAAAGGUUUUUAAUACUUUUCGAAAACCUAUCGAAUAACACUAAACAUGACCCUCCAACCCAUCCCCUGGAGGUGGGGUGGGGGGCAACUUUAAAAUCUUAAAUAGCAACCCCCACUUUUUAUUACAGAUUCGGAUUCGUCAUGAAAAAUUAAGCAACAUUUAUUCGAAACAUUUUUUAGAAUUGUUGAUAGAUGGCGCUUUAAUUUAAAAAAUACGAUUUAUUAGCGCCAUCUAUCUGCAAUUUUAAAAAAUGUUUCGAAUAAAUGUUGCUUAAUAGCUUUGAUCGCGCAGUACGUCCUGGGUAUACCCAGAGGGAGAACGCCUGCGCAUUACAAAAUUGGGCGUUCGCGGAGUCCAAAUCUUUCCCUCUGAAAACCCUCCGGAUUUUUAAUUCGGUGUUCGCGCAGUACAGAAAAAAGAUCCUGAACAUGCCCGGGGUACGCUCUCGACGUUCGAGGAUUUUGUUUCGGAUUUUAAGUUCGCACAGGCGCACAAAAUAUUUGGGAAGAAUUUCUUACUUGACAUUCUGUUCUUACUCCUUCCAAUUCUUAACCUAAAAUAUUGUUUUGUUAAACAACUUGUAGAUGUAGAUUCUGGUUUUUAAAGUUUUGAAAUUAUGUAAAGUGUUGUGUCAUUUAAAUAUUCUUCAAACAAAUUUUAAUAUUUUUUAUAUUAAAGCUUUUUUAGUUGUUUUUGUCAAUGUUUUCCAUUUCGUAUGUUUAUAAAUAAGUAGGUACCUUUUCAAGUAUUAUUUUCAUUCGAUAUUCGAUAAUUAUCUAUUACGGUAGUAUGUAUUACAAUAAAUUGUACUCUGUUUUUACUUAAUUUCUUCUAUCUAAAUGAGCUUAUAAGUACCUACAUAUUCUUGUGGUUUAUUUUUCAGUUUAAUUUAUGAGUUAAAUUAGUCUCUUAUUGAAUAUAAUGAAACAUAAACAAUACAUCAAACUUAUUCUGAAACUAUUUCUUGUGUCUUGUUAUAUUUCAUUAUUUUUGUGGUGUAAUAAACCACAACACAAUGCCACAACCCAUUAAAUUCAAUACAUAGAUAUCAAAAUUGGAAAUGAUUGUUUUACUAAAUUAUUCCUUCCUUCAGAUAAUGUUCAACCCUCAUGAAGUUAAAGGUAAUUUUUAUAUCUACAUAUCAACAAUCUUACUCUCUACAAAAAUGUAAGCUGGAUUUCAGAGUGGAAAUAACCACAUUAUAUUGUGGAAAUAAUAAAGAAAGACUCUAAUCAAAUUUCUACCUUCUAAGAAAGGCAUUGAAUUAUUGAAUAGAAAGUUAAUCCUUUGCCUGUUGCCUUUAUUCUCUUUUCUUUUUUGACAUUUAUUUCGAAAUAUGAAAGAGACAACAAAAAGCUUCCUUCUCUAACCUUAAUGUAUGCAACCCGUCAUUACAUUGCGAAUCCGAAAAUUGUUCGCGGAGCGAAAAAUCCUGAGCAUGUCCAGGAUAAGUUUACGUUGACGCCUGCGCAUUGGAAACUAAUCCCGAACUUACUCUGGGUAUGCUCGAUUUGUACUGCGCGAACACUACUAAUUUUUCAUGACGCAUUCGAAUCUGCAAUCAAAAGUGGGGGUUGCUAUUUAAGAUUUUAAAUUUACCCCCCACCCCGUCACCAGGGGGUGGAUUGGAGGGUCAUUUUUGGUGUUUAUCGAUAGGUUUUCGAAAAAUAUUAAAAACCUGUUUUUUGGUUUCUUAUUUGGAAGUGUAUUUCUCGAGAUAUUAUACCGUUUCUAUAAUUUACCUAUGGUAUCAGGAUAUAUGUAGCUAUUUGUAUAACAAGGAAGGAAAGUGCUACUUUUCCUCCCGAGAAUGAAGUUUGCUGCCCGACGCGUAGCGGGGGGCAGUAAUCAUUCAAGGGAGGAAAAGGCACUUUACUUCCAUGUUAAUACAUAUGGUUUUUCCACCUUCCUCAAAUAACAAGUAAUUUUUUCAUUUUUACUUAAUUUAUUUAUGUGACUAAUCCAAUAAAAUUUAUUAGAACUAAAACUAUAAGCACUUGUUCACAAUGGACGUAACCAUAAGAUGAACGUAAACCGUUAUCAUUUCGUAAACCGUAAUUUGUACAUAAUUUUAUGCAGCGUUCACAACAUAGAGUUAAAUAUUAGCAUAGAGAGAGUGUCAUUCAGAGCGAAGUGACGACACCAUCUUUUUUAUUUGGAUUAGUGCUGUUUCACUCUUACGCAUAGUAAAGCUGCGAAAGUUGUCCUCCUCUUCUGUGCCUAUUAUCACACUGAAUGUCAUUAUAGAUUCUCGAUACAAUGUGUUAGAAGGAGAUGCAGCAAACCAGUCCCCGAGAUCUUGUCGUCAGGAAGCGCGGAAGGUAGGCUCCCUCUAUGUUAAUAUAUACCUCUAUGGUUCACAAUAGACUUAAAUUUUAUGUAAAGACGUAAAAUUUAAGUUACGCGGCCUUGAAGGCCGCGUCCCACCAUCAAAUAAUUUGAGCAAACUGAAAGUGACAGUUAGUGAUGUCACAUCCUGAGUGUUCAUUGUGGAUAAUAAUGAAAAAUUUAAAUUUUAAAUAAAGUGUUUGAACUAUUUUAAUUUAAUUUAGCAAAAUAAGCUAGUUAUUCAAAAAUUUAUAAAAUUUAAAUGUUUACGUCAAAUUUUACGUUGUCAAAACGUAGUUAAUCCGACAGGCGACAGUGGCGCUGUUUCAAUAUGGCGAAUGGCCAUGGAUGGGAUCUUAGACACAGGGUUACCAUGUCUAGGGAUUUUCCCCGAAUCUAGGGAUUUUUUGAAGCUUUUGGGGCUCAGGAGGGAUUUUUUUUGAAAUCUAGGGAUUUAUUAAACUGUGCUGGUGCCAUUUUUUGUUGUUAUUAAAUAUCUUUUUGUUCAAAUAUUA